Molecule: messenger RNA, 1309 nt
Organism: Cucurbita maxima (winter squash)
Lineage: Eukaryota; Viridiplantae; Streptophyta; Magnoliopsida; Cucurbitales; Cucurbitaceae
Product: protein-L-isoaspartate O-methyltransferase 1-like
Exons: 5
Coding region: 23-1117 (364 amino acids)
Biological process (GO): protein modification process
Cellular component (GO): cytoplasm
Molecular function (GO): protein-L-isoaspartate (D-aspartate) O-methyltransferase activity
Source: RefSeq, a predicted model, not a curated record
UUAAUGGGGAAAGAAGGAGAAAAUGAAUUUAACUCAAAUAUCCCCGUCACUCCGCUAUUGUGCGCCUUCUAUUGGACUGUACUUCAACACCCCCUCAUCCCUCCGCCGCCACCGCCGUCUCCCUCUCCGUCUUCCCACCGCCCUACCACCGACCGCUUCUUCUGUUCCGAAAACCACCACCACUAUCAUCCCCUUCUUACCUCGAUUUCUAAACCCUCAUUUCGUCACGGGAAAUUGUCUUCUUUCCAGGAUGGAGUUUCAGGGGAUUUUAAUUCGAGUGGUAUGUGUAGUGUAUUCUAUUCUGGUAUAUUUUCCUUGGGAUGUGCAAUCUUUUGAUAAUGAUAUUCGACGGCAUGCAUGUCCGAGUGUAUUGGACGGACAGGUUUCGUCCCUAAACGGCCCGGCUUCUGAGGCUGUGGAGAUUGAUAAGAGAUUCUGGAGUGGAAGUGGCAUAGGUACAAACAAAGAAAUGGUGGAGAAUCUCCAGAGCUAUGGAGUGGUUAGGUCAAAGAAGGUUUCUGAAGUAAUGGAGAGUGUAGAUAGGGCCUUCUUUGUACCGGAUGGUGUUCCUCCUUAUGUCGAUACUCCCCUGCCGAUAGGUUACAAUGCCACUAUAUCUGCACCUCACAUGCAUGCUACUUGCCUUCAGUUGUUGGAGAAACACUUGCAGCCUGGAAUGCGAGCUCUGGACGUUGGCUCAGGAACGGGAUACUUGACUGCAUGCUUUGCAUUAAUGGUUGGACCCGAAGGUCGUGCCGUUGGUGUGGAACAUAUUCCUGAGCUGGUUGCUUCCUCAAUCAAGAAUAUUGAAAAAAGUGCUGCUGCUCCUUUACUGAAAAAAGGCUCCCUCUCUGUACAUGUUGGUGAUGGCAGGCAGGGUUGGGCAGAGUGUGCACCGUACGACGCCAUUCAUGUUGGAGCAGCUGCUGCUGAAAUUCCUCCGGCUCUCAUUGACCAGUUAAAACCAGGCGGGAGAAUGGUGAUUCCAGUUGGGAACAUAUUCCAGGAUUUAAAGGUUGUGGACAAAGAUACCGAUGGCUCUAUUAACAUCCACGACGAGACUUCUGUUCGUUAUGUGCCCCUUACCAGUCGAGAAGCUCAGUUAGGUGACAACUGAUCUGGUUUGCGCAUAGCUUUUAUCAAGAAUGCUGUAUAGGAACUUUUUGAAACCGUUUGUUGAACUAUAUCAUCCUUGUAAAUUUAAUCCUCAAUGUGGAUAUUUGGUCCAAAAUAAGUGUGUUUGACACAUUUAUCAUUACGAAAUUUCAACAACCCUUUGGCCAUGUUCUCGAGGGGGUUCAUGUUUCAA